CUAUCGCACUCGGAUACGGUUCUGCUCAUUUCAUUGGUUCGUUUUUUUAUCUUUAUUUUAAUUAUUAUUUUAAUAAUUUAAUUAUCAACAUUAGCAAUCAGUGUCAGAGCUGAAUUCGGAGUUGAGAAAUUUUGAAACGGGAUCGACGCCCAUUGAAUUUGGUGGACUCGAUUCUUCUCUUUCUUCUUCCUCUUCUCGUUCUCGUUCAUAACACUCACACAGUAACAGCACCUUUUCUUCAAUUUUGGGGAUAAAAUAAAACCCUAAUUCACGUUAUCGCAGAUGGGGGAGCUGUUACUGUAAGGUGAGUGAGUGGAUAUGGAAAGUGGGAGAAGAAUCACGGUGAGCCCUAGGCCUUGCUGCGGCCGAAGAAUUAUUGCGAAGAAGAAGACCGGUCGCGGUGGAACGGUGGAUGGCUUCGUCAACAGCGUUAAGAAGCUUCAGAGACGAGAAAUUAGCUCAAAACGUGAUCGCGCUUUUAGUAUGACCGAUGCUCAGGAGAGAUUUCGCAAUAUUCGGUUGCAGGAAGAGUAUGAUACACAUGAUCCAAAAGGUCCUUCGUCUGUGGUGUUGCCAUUUCUGAGAAAAAGAUCAAAGAUUAUUGAGAUUGUGGCAGCACAAGACAUUGUUUUUGCUCUUGCACAAUCUGGUGUUUGUGCAGCAUUUAGCCGAGAAACCAAUCAAAGGAUAUGCUUUUUGAAUGUCAGUCCCGAUGAAGUUAUAAGGAGUCUCUUUUAUAACAAAAAUAAUGACUCGCUUAUCACAGUUUCUGUCUAUGCAUCAGACAGUUACAGUUCCUUGAAAUGCAGAAGCACAAGGAUUGAAUACAUUAGGAGGGGUAAACCAGAUGCUGGCUUUGCUCUUUUUGAAUCCGAGUCUUUGAAGUGGCCAGGUUUUGUAGAGUUUGAUGAUGUAAAUGGGAAGGUACUCACGUACUCUGCUCAGGAUAGCAUAUACAAGGUAUUUGACCUGAAAAACUAUACGAUGUUGUACUCCAUUUCUGAUAAAAAUGUUCAGGAGAUUAAGAUCAGUCCGGGGAUCAUGUUGUUGAUUUUUGCCAAAUCAAGUAGCCAUGUCCCACUUAAAAUCCUUUCAAUAGAAGAUGGUACUGUUUUGAAAUCGUUCAAUCAUCUCCUUUAUCGGAAUAAGAAGGUGGAUUUUAUCGAACAGUUCAAUGAAAAGCUACUUGUCAAGCAAGAAAAUGAAAACCUUCAAAUUCUUGACGUGCGGACUUUUGAGCUUACAGAAGUUAGCAGAAGUGAAUUUAUGACACCUUCAGCAUUUAUCUUUCUAUAUGAGAACCAAUUAUUCCUGACAUUUCGGAAUCGGACUGUGGCUGUGUGGAACUUCCGUGGAGAGCUUGUAACUUCUUUUGAGGACCACCUAUUGUGGCAUCCUGACUGUAAUACAAACAACAUAUAUAUAACCAGUGACCAGGAUCUUAUCAUAUCCUACUGCAAAGCUGAUUCUGACGAUUCACUAUCUGAAGGAAAUGCGGGUUCCAUCAAUGUCAGCAACAUUUUAUCUGGCAAGUGUCUUGCCAAAAUAAGAGCAAGCAAUAGUUCUCCAAUGGACGACAAAUGCAGUUGCUGUGACAGUUCUUCAGGUGGAAGUUGUAAUUCAAGAAAGCGAAAGCAUGUCUCCAAAAUGAGGAGCACAGUUGCCGAAGCCUUGGAAGAUAUUACUGCUCUUUUUUAUGACGAAGAGCGCAAUGAGAUCUAUACUGGUAAUAGGCACGGUCUAGUUCAUGUCUGGUCUAACUGAUGUAUUGUGUUAAUUUUACUGUGGCCUCUUGUUUUUUUAUUGGCUUUUCUUCACGGGUAAGUUGAUCAUCUUGAUCUGUUGUAAGAACAUUCAGAAGCUGUAACACCCAUUAAGUGUCUGUAUCAUUCAGUUUUUCUCCUUGUUAUGUGCUCCUUGUGCGAGUUUGUUCCGUAGUUGGUAAAAAUCUGUAUGAAGUGCUAUGAUGGUAAGUGCUUAAUCACGAGAUGUUGCUUCUGUUGUAAUCUAUCUUUACAUUAAUGAAGCUGGUUCCAUGGCCCAAAGUACGUUGUGAACAA
Molecule: messenger RNA, 2060 nt
Organism: Cicer arietinum (chickpea)
Lineage: Eukaryota; Viridiplantae; Streptophyta; Magnoliopsida; Fabales; Fabaceae
Molecular function (GO): protein binding
Source: RefSeq, a predicted model, not a curated record